This is a messenger RNA of Chinchilla lanigera (long-tailed chinchilla), 1726 nucleotides long. It is a transcript of the gene Cxcr3, whose product is annotated as chemokine (C-X-C motif) receptor 3. Gene Ontology annotation, cellular component: membrane. Gene Ontology annotation, biological process: immune response; chemotaxis; regulation of leukocyte migration. Gene Ontology annotation, molecular function: C-X-C chemokine receptor activity. The record is from RefSeq and is a predicted model, not a curated record. NCBI's taxonomy places the organism in Eukaryota, Metazoa, Chordata, Mammalia, Rodentia, Chinchillidae. Bases 188 to 1270 code for a protein of 360 amino acids. The transcript has 3 exons.
AGGACCUCCCCCCACCCAACCACCCCGUGCCUUUCCCUAGGGCCCAGGCUUUCUGGUCCUAGGCUCACGGCAGCUCCUCCAGAAAGGCUUCACCCAGUCACCGGAAUGGCUGAGGUUCCCAACCGCAAGCACCAAGGCAGAAGGGCAAGCAGCACACAAGCCCAGCCACCAGAGCGCCAGUGCAACCAUGGUCCUGGUGAGUGAGUGCCAAGUGCUAGACGACUCAGAGAUUGCCGCCUUCCUGGAAAACUCUAGCUUUCCCUAUGACUACGGAAAAAACGAGAGUGACUCCCCGCCCUGCCCACAGGACUUCAGCCUGAACUUCGACCGGACCUUCUCUCCGGUCCUCUACAGCCUCCUCUUCGUGCUAGGGCUCCUGGGCAAUGGUGUCGUGGCAGCCGUGCUGCUGAGCCAGCGGGCCGCCCUGAGCAGCACUGACACCUUCCUGCUCCACCUGGCCAUGGCUGACGCACUCCUGGUGCUGACGCUCCCGCUCUGGGCAGUGAAUGCUGCUGUCCAGUGGGUCUUUGGCUCUGGCCUCUGCAAAGUGGCAGGAGCCCUCUUCAACAUCAACUUCUACGCAGGGUCCCUCCUGCUGGCCUGCAUCAGCUUUGAUCGCUACCUGAGCAUAGUGCAUGCCACCCAGCUCUACCGCCGGGGGCCCCAGACCCGCGUGGCCCUCACUUGUGUAGUCGUCUGGGGGCUCUGCCUGCUCUUUGCCCUUCCAGACUUCAUCUUCCUCUCGGCCCAACGCGACAACCGCCUCAGUGCCACCGUCUGCCAGCACAACUUCCCACAGUUUGGCCGCACAGCUCUGCGCUUGCUGCAGCUGGUGGCUGGUUUCCUGCUGCCCUUGCUGGUCAUGACCUACUGCUAUGCCCGCAUCCUGGCUGUGCUGCUGAUCUCCAAAGGCAGGCGGCGCCUGCGGGCCAUGCGGGUAGUGGUAGCGGUAGUGGUGGCCUUUGCCCUCUGCUGGACCCCCUAUCACCUAGUGACUAUGGUGGACAUCCUCAUGGACCUGGAGGCCUUGGCCCCCAACUGUAGCCGACAAAGUCAAAUAGAUGUGGCCAAGUCAGUCACCUCAGGCCUGGGCUAUAUGCACUGCUGCCUCAACCCACUGCUCUAUGCCUUUGUGGGGAUCAAGUUCCGAGAGCGUCUGUGGACACUGCUCACUCGUCUGGGCUGCCCCGGCCUCCAGCAGCAGCCGUCAUCUUCCCGCCGAGAUUCUUCCUGGUCUGAGACCACAGAGGCCUCUUAUUCAGGCUUGUGAGACUGGGAUGGGAGUACCCUUCGGCCCAUGCAGACUUCCCCCACCCUCCAGGCUCACUCCUUCCCUCACUGCUAGCCUUGCUCUGGCCCUCUCCAUAGCCCGGCCCCUGGAGCUCCUCGGCAGCUCCAGCACUGCCGGGUCUCCCAGGGAGCUGCCCUCCCAGCCCUGGGGGCCAAGCCACUGCCACUCCUUAGCUGCCCAGCCCCUCCUGCUGCUUCAGGGGUGGAUGCCCAGAGCCCCACUGCCCUUCCAACUCAGCAGCUAGAACUGGGCCUUUCCUACAUGCAGGGAAUCUGAGGCAAACGGUACAGAGGAUUGCCCCACGGGGCUGUGGCCCGGGUCACCAGCUCAGCAACAACUGUGGCAGUGGUUCCCCAGACCUCUGUAUUUGUCCACUUUUAUUUUUUUAUGUCUAAAAUCCUGCUUAACAUUUUUCAAUAAACAAGAUAAUCGGGA